Nannospalax galili (Upper Galilee mountains blind mole rat) is the source of this 756-nucleotide messenger RNA. RefSeq names its product ankyrin repeat domain 45 (gene Ankrd45). NCBI's taxonomy places the organism in Eukaryota, Metazoa, Chordata, Mammalia, Rodentia, Spalacidae. The record is from RefSeq and is a predicted model, not a curated record. Gene Ontology annotation, molecular function: protein binding.
CCGAGGGCCUGGGUGGGCUCUCUGGGUGGAAUGAGGCGGGAUAGACCCGCAUCUACCCUCCAGGCUGUCGGGAUAGGGCUGCUGGAGUGACUCCGGCAUCGUCUCUCGCGGGCUUUGCACAUCUGGUCGCUGCUGGAGGGUAGUGCCGAAUGUCCCCUGGGAUUCCGGCGAACGCCUGCGGGAGUCCCCGGGGGAGCCAUCGUGCUCCUUCCGCGUGACCUGUUUCGCGAAGCAAGGCUGACACUGUGCGGGUAUUUUUGGAUUUAAUGGAGCCAGAAAGAAGUCCAGAAUCAGAGAGUUCAGAAAAAUCAUUAUUUUCUUCACAGCAAGAUGAAGAAUACCAAGAAGCAGAUGAAAUAGGUGUGGAGAACCCUCUCUUACAGCCUGCUCUCACAGGGGAUGUUGAAGCCUUGCAGAAGAUUUUUGAGUUUCCCGAAGACCCUCAUCAUGAACAUGCCGUGCAGCUCCUCUUGGAAGAAGACAUUCUUGGGAGAAAUUUGUUGUAUGCAGCUUGCAUGGCGGGGCAAAGUGACGUCAUUAGAGCUUUGGCAAAGUAUGGGGUGAAUCUGAAUGAGAAAACCGCCAGAGGAUACACACUUUUACACUGUGCUGCAGCCUGGGGCCGUUUGGAAACUUUAAAGGCACUGGUGGAACUGGAUGUUGAUAUAGAAGCUUUGAACUUCCGGGAAGAAAAAGCUCGAGAUGUUGCUGCUCGGUAUUCCCAGACUGAGUGUGUUCAGUUUCUUGACUGGGCAG